AUGCAAGCUCAUUGUGAAACAUUGAGGAGGAAAGUUGAUGUGGUCAAUUUGGACCCUGCAGCGGAGUUCUUUGAAUAUACUCCACUAGCGGAUAUACGAGACCUUAUUCAUUUAGAUGAUGUAAUGGAAGAUGAGGCUAUACGUUUAGGUCCAAACGGUGGACUUAUUUUCUGCUUAGAAUAUCUUCAACAAAAUUUGAACUGGUUGGAUACUGCACUUGGUGAUAUAGAUGGAGACUAUUUAUUAUUUGAUUGUCCUGGUCAAAUUGAAUUAUACUCACACCUACCGAUUAUGCCACGAAUAAUUGAAUAUAUGCAAAGAAAAUGGGAUUUUCGUUUUGUUACAAUAUUUAUUUUGGAUGCUAGAUUUCUCGUAGAUUCAUCACAUUUUCUAGCUGGUGUAUUGUCUGCUCUCUCUGCUAUGGUAUCCUUAUCAACUGCUCAUAUAAACGUAAUGUCUAAACUUGAUUUGUUAUCUGAACAAAAACAAAAAUAUGUCAUGGCUCGUUAUCUAAAUCCUGAUAUGGAUUACUUUUUUGAUCUGGAUCAAGUAUUUGAUGAAGAAGACGGUGGGGAACAUCACGAAAAGGAAGCCCCAUUUAAUAAACUUACUCAUGCACUAGCUGAUUUGAUUGAGCGUUACAGUGUAGUUCAUUUUGUCCCAUUAAACAGAGAUAAAGAAGAUACUAUAACAGACUUACUAGUUCAAAUUGAUCAAUGUUUACAGUAUGAUGAAGAAGUUGAUCCUUCAAAUCGAGCGUUUGACGAUGCUGAACAAGAGUUAAUUAUUGAAAUAAAUUAUGAAGUAUUCCUAAUCCUGACUGGUUCCCUUUCAUUAUGGUUACUUGAAAUAUUAUGCAAAUCAGUCAACUCAGGUUCUCAUACACAUUUGUUUUUGGAAACUCUUACCCAUGGAUUAACUGGUUCAAUGUUUUGGCUAUGUUGUUUGAUUAGUAUAAAUGGUAAACUAGAUUUAUAUACCACAGGUUACCGAAAAAAUAUAAUUAUGACUCUUGAGUCAUGUUUUUGGGCAGCAUUCGGUGCAAUACUACCGGAUAUUGAUCAUUUUAUAGCUUCAGGAAGUACAAGCAUUGAACUUGCACGUCAACUUCCUGGUAGACCAUUUUUACAUUGGGCUGGUUUAUAUCUACUUAUUUAUACUCUUUUAGUUAUUGGUUUAUUUUUCAUAUCUUAUCCUAUAUGUUUAAAAUUCAAUAGAUUUUUCACUAUAUUUUGGUGUUUCAUAUUUAUUCCAUUUAUAAGUCAUAUUAUACGUGAUGCAAAUAAACGUGGUUUAUGGUUAUGGCCUCCACCAGAUUUUUAUACAUUAAUGAAUCUAUCAAAUUUUACAUAUAAUAUAAUAUCUCCUAGUAAUCCGGGAAUGGUUCAUUUAAUCAGAAUACUUUUAUUGUAUUUAGUUGUUUUAAUGUUUAUCAUUUUAGUAUUCCGUCAAUAUGCCUAUUCUUUUCAUUGGGAUAUAUCCAAUUUUGCACCAAUAACAUCUUAUUUUAUUGGUAAAAGUAAUGAAUUUUAUAUAGACCAUACAUUUGUUCACUCACUCUAUUGGUUGAAUUCAAGGAGUUUGCCAUAUUGCUUAACGAAUCAAGCAUUAUCUUGUUUAAUCAUUAGUAUUCGUUCAAAUGAUGGGAGCUCUCAAAGAUGGAUUGCACGUCAACGUUCAGAUCCUUACGUAAAACGUGCUCAUCUUGAAAGUUAUAGAUGUCGUAGCGCAUUCAAAUUAUUACAAUUAAAUGAUAAAAUUUCCGGUGGAAUUUUUAAACCUGGUGAUAUUGUUGUUGAUUGUGGUGCUGCACCAGGAUCAUGGUGUCAAGUAGCUUCAUCUUUAACCAAUUGUAAUAAUAAUUUCAAAGCUUCAAAUAAUCAAAAUAAAGGUUUAGUAAUUGGUCUUGAUUUGUUAAACUUCGCACCAUUACCUGGUGUUAUUACAUAUUGUGGUGUUGAUUUAAAUAAUUGGUCUGAAUGUAUAAAUUUAAUUAAUCAAUCAAUUUCCAAUCAUUUUAACAAUAAUGAUAAUGGCCGUAAACCGUUACAAUCCGAGAGACAGAAAUCACUGCCGGGUGUUGAUAUUGUCCUCAGUGACAUAGCUCCAAAUGUGUCAGGAAUGCGUGAAAUCGAUAUACCAGCUAUGAUGACAUUAGCGUAUAAUAUUUUACGAGUAGCAAUCAGUGUUUCAAAAGAAGGGGCCAGUUUCGUGAUUAAAUUAUUUGAAAGUGCGGAAGCUGAAGAAUUUAAACAAACAGUUUCACAGUUUUAUACAUUAAACUCAAAGUGUUCUUCAUUUACGCGUUUUAUUAAACCGGAAGCUAGUCGAAAAGAGUCAUCAGAAAUCUAUUUAGUUGCUAGAGGUUUUCAACUUCCUCAAAGUAAACAGGACAGUUAAAUCCUACUUUCCAUCGUAUAUACAUAUUUACCAUUUUAGCAUUGUACAUUUGAAAUACAGUAAAUAAUUGCUUUUAUCUCAU
Molecule: messenger RNA, 2482 nt
Organism: Schistosoma intercalatum
Lineage: Eukaryota; Metazoa; Platyhelminthes; Trematoda; Strigeidida; Schistosomatidae
Source: the annotation of a GenBank genome assembly